AUGGAAAUGGAAAUUCAAAAAGGCAUCUUGGGAUUCUUUCAACAUGGAAGCAGAGGGUACAAAGCCAGGCUUAAAAUCUGGGAACCAGAUUUCUCUGACUUUGGAGAUAAAUUCCAGCCGUGCCAUGGGGCGCCGAUGAUGGCGCCCAUAUAUCAUGCAUCUUCAGCAGGACUCCGCCAAAGGGUUCGAUUGUUGUUGGACGAAAAAGCCGACAUCAACGAGCAGGGCGGCAGGUACAGCAAUGCUCUCCAGGUUGCUUCAUAUGGAGGCCACUCGGAGAUUGUGUAUCUCCUACUUGAGAGAGGCGCCGACGUCAACGCGCAGGGCGGGGAAUAUGCCAAUGCCCUUGGGGCUGCUUCAGCUACAGGCCACCGGGAAACCCUUGAACUACUGAAUUAA
Molecule: messenger RNA, 399 nt
Organism: Aspergillus viridinutans
Lineage: Eukaryota; Fungi; Ascomycota; Eurotiomycetes; Eurotiales; Aspergillaceae
Product: ankyrin repeat domain-containing protein
Exons: 1
Coding region: 1-399 (132 amino acids)
Molecular function (GO): protein binding
Source: RefSeq, a predicted model, not a curated record